Kluyveromyces lactis is the source of this 1551-nucleotide messenger RNA. RefSeq names its product 3',5'-cyclic-nucleotide phosphodiesterase PDE2 (gene PDE2). Gene Ontology annotation, molecular function: 3',5'-cyclic-nucleotide phosphodiesterase activity. Bases 1 to 1551 code for a protein of 516 amino acids. The transcript has a single exon. The record is from RefSeq and is a predicted model, not a curated record. Gene Ontology annotation, biological process: signal transduction. Lineage: Eukaryota; Fungi; Ascomycota; Saccharomycetes; Saccharomycetales; Saccharomycetaceae.
AUGACUGUUCAUGUUUGUUGUGUGGGACCGUGUGUCGAAGUAAUAAAACGGUUAUCACGAGAUUCGGAUCAUGUUUCUAUUCAAAAGUUUGAUUCCGUUACACAAGUUAUGAUGUGGUUUUUCCAGAAACGACUACAAGAUAAAUCCAUGACGUUUGAAGGUUCGUGUUUGUUCAUUUGUUAUGAUCCCAUUAGAACGAAACUUAGGUCUACCUCUGUGUUGAAUUCAAUGGACCCAGAAACUUUAUCCUGUUUUAUUUCUGAUAUGUUCCCAUGUUUCAAUGUGAUGUGUGUCCCAUCUGCGAAUUUCAUUGACUAUUAUGAGUCUGUUAUUCUCAACACCGAUAUGAUCGGUAACGAUGAUUCAGAUGAGGAUAUGGAUAGAAUAUCGAGUGUUUACAGAUGGAUGUAUUCAGGUUCAGAAUCUUUGACAGACGGAUCGGAAGAACAUCAUGACCUACCUUGUUCCAAUAAUUUGUACACCAUGGCAUCACAUCUUGCAUAUGUAAAUUCUAAUGAUAGAUUGAAAAGGGAAAGGGUGCCGAUUUGGGAUUAUAUUGACAUUACAGAUAUGAUUAAAUCUAAUUUGUCCCAUAAUGAUGCGUACUAUUGGAAAUGUCUAGAUAGCUGGGAUUUUUGCGCUCAUUCGUUAAACUGUACUGAGUUGAUCUGGUGUGCUUAUCUACUCUUCCACAAAUUAAAUACAGAAUCCAACCUUUCGCACGCCCCACCAUCCACUAACCGUCUGUUGCUGAUGCUUUUGAAUAUCGAGGCCGCAUAUCACCAGGGUAACAAAUUUCAUAACUUUAGACACGCUGUUGAUGUAUUACAGGCCACGUAUCAGUUAUGUCAUUUAUUAGAACUACCUAAACUGGCUUCGUUUUUGCUGUGCAUAGCGGCAAUUGGUCACGAUGUUGCUCACCCAGGAACAAAUAAUAUGUUGUUCAACAAAUAUGUUUCACCAAUCUCAAAAUACUAUAAGGAACAAUCAGUAUUGGAAAAUUUCCAUGCAGACAUUUAUUUGGACAUUUUAUCACAUUAUUGGCCCGAACUUUCCCAAGAAUUCACAGGAAUAAAAGAUUCUAUAAUAGCCACGGAUAUGGCUUUACACAAUCACUAUGUGGAAACUAUAAAACAGGAAACAGGACCUAAUUUAACUGGAUUGACAUCACUCAUUAUAAAGGCGGCAGAUAUUUCAAAUGUGACAAGGCCUUUGUUGAUAUCUGCGAAAUGGGCUGCUCUAAUAUCAAUGGAGUUCAAGGAAUGUGCUGUAUUGGAGAAAAACUUAGUUGAAUUGGCAGAUGCGAAAGACGACGAAAAGAAAAGAAUAAGUUACAAAUUGGAUCUUGAUUUUGAUUCUUAUUCAGAACUGCCCUCAAAUAUUGAUGAUAUCUUGAAAGAAUUUCCAAACAUUCCAAAGGGUCAAGCAUUCUUUAUUGAUACAUUUGCAUUGAGCUUGUUUUCAGGGUUGGGACUUAAGUACAAACAGCUUCAAUUUUUAGUUGAUAACGUUGAAAACAACAGAAAGUUCUGGAUGGAAAGAGGUGACUGA